Messenger RNA from Solanum dulcamara, 759 nucleotides. RefSeq lists its product as uncharacterized. NCBI's taxonomy places the organism in Eukaryota, Viridiplantae, Streptophyta, Magnoliopsida, Solanales, Solanaceae. Gene Ontology annotation, molecular function: nucleic acid binding. The coding region runs from base 1 to 759 and encodes 252 amino acids. The transcript has 3 exons. The record is from RefSeq and is a predicted model, not a curated record.
AUGGAUGGUCAAUCGGAGCACACAAUAAAGGUUCUCGAGGAUAUGUUACAGGCUUGUGUAAUGGAUUUUGGAGGUAAGUGGGAUCAGUUCUUUCCCUUGGUAGAGUUUGCGUACAACAACAGCUACUACUCCAGUAAUCAUAUGGCCCCGUUUGAGGCCCUAUAUGGUAGGCAUUGUCACUCUCCAGAUAGGCUCAGGAUAGCUCAGAGUAGAGAUCAAAGCUAUACAGAUCAUAGGCGUCAGUCGUUGCGAUUUGUCGUUGGUGAUAUAGUAUUCCUCUAUGUAUCGCUUAUAAAGCGCAUCAUGAGAUUUGGGAGGCGAUUCAAGCUUAGCCUCAGGUAUAUUGGUCCUUUUAAGAUAUUGAGAACAGUUGGUGAGGUUGCAUAUGAGUUAGCCUUGCCGCCAGCCUUUUUAGCUAUUUAUCCAAUUUUCCAUAUUUUGAUGUUACGCUGGUAUAUUAUAGAUGAGUCCCAUGUGCUUCAGUAUGACGCGAUUGACUUAGAUGAUUAUUUGAGUUAUAUUGAGGAGCCAGUUGCUAUUUUGGCCAGAGAUGUCAGACAGUUGCAUUCCAGAGCCAUUCCUAUAGUUAAGGUCCAUUGGAGGCAUCGUCCAAUGGAGGAGUCUACUUGGGAGACCAAGUGUGAGAUGCGGGCAUGGUUCUCUGGCUUAUUUGAGCCUUCAGGCUUAUGGGAGUCCGAGAAGGUGGUUACUAUUUACUUAUACGCGAGCGUACCCUUCGGGUUUAUGGGAGCUCGAUAG